GAAGUUAUAAACGAUGUAAUUAUGUGUACAUCAGUAAUUGAUUAGGUAUGUCUUGACAUGCAUCAUGUUGAGGUCAGGAAAAGCAUCUGUCCCCACGAGUAGCGUUGACUUAAGUUGUCUGCAGUAUUUACAAGCUUAAAUGGGUUCUGCGUGUGAUUUAAUAUUAUAAUUUUACAGUACGUCCUUGACAAUGUUUCGGUUUUUAUCCCAUCCGUUUGUUAGGGCAGGAUUUAGCAUCAAGGACCACAAUGUUAGGCACUUCUCUGUUGUCAGGUUCAGUGUCACAACCCCAUGGCGUUCAGUGCCUAGAUCUAAUACAUUGUGUUUGGGCACUGCAUGUCCAGUACAGUUCAAACAAACAGACGAACAACGGAGACAGUUUGCCGAAUCAGUACAGCCAACGUUCCGUCGAAGGUCGCGGGAUAAGACAGAUGUGAGCGCCUCCUCUACGAACCCGGAGCGCGACACUGAGAUCCCGGAGCCCCCUCGUGCUUUUGGUGAGUACGCCAACAGAAUGAGAUUCAACAAGUCCUCACCCCAGUACGUGGACCUGCAGUACAAUGAAGGAGAGGAAGUAAAGCAGCGGCUUAAAUUUAAAUCUAGGACGGGACGGAGAAACACACCAUACUGGUAUUUUCUUCAGUUCAAGAAACUAAUCAAGCAGGACCAGCUGCCUGAAGCGUUGCGCAUGUUUGAGACAGAGAUGCUGCAAGGAGAAAGACUUCAGCCCGAGGAGUUCAACUACACGAUCCUGAUGGGAGGCUGUGGCCGGGUUGGAUACAUCAAGAAAGCCUUCAAGCUCUUUCAUGAUAUGAAGAAGCGAGGCCUAGAGCCUACAGAUGCCACUUACACUGCCCUCUUCAACGCUUGCGCUGAGUCACCAUGGAAACGGUCAGCGCUGGAGCAGGCUCUGAAACUGGAGCAAGAGCUGCGCCAGAGGAACAUUCAGCUCAAUUCCAUUACCUAUCAUGCUCUGCUGAAGACCAUGGCUCUCAGCGCUGACCUCCAAAGCAGUUUCCGCGUGUUUCGGGAUAUGCUGGACAGUGGACACCACAUAACACAAGAAACCUUUCAUUACCUGCUGAUGAGCUGUGUAAAAGACAAGACUGAUGGCUUCAGACUUGCACUGCAGGUUUGGCACCAGAUGUUGAACUUGGGUAUAAAGCCGGACACUCAGAACUACAACAUUAUACUGCGUGCCGCAAGGGACUGUGGGAUUGGAGAUGUCGCUGUGGCCUCUAAGUUACUUUUAAAAACCAAAAAUGACUCCCCUCUCACACUUGGGGCCGGGAAGAGGGACCGCAGAGCCAAAACCAAAGAGAGGUCCGGCCCCAAGCCCCUGGACCUCGAUGCUUUUGAAAGCCAGUUGUUUGUGGAUACACGCUCACAGCAGGUCAACAAAGAGAGCGAGAAGUCGACUGAAGAACUCAGAACAGAAAAGAUGGACUCACACACACAACAUGCCCAAAGACAGAGCAUACCAGGGGCCCCUGACUCUCAGCUUGCACUUCAGGUUCAAGACAGCAGUGCGUCCAUCUGCUCACCUGGUUCAUCAGCUCCUCCCACGGCCCCACCAAACCUCCUGGAUCCAGUCACAGGGCGUUCUGACGUGGUUUCCCUGGGAACGGUGAACACUGCGUCUGAUAGGCUGGCACUGAUUGGCAGCAUGGGGGGUUUCCUUGGCAAGAUGGCGGAGCAGGGGCUCCAGCCCUCCAUGAAGACUCUGACUCUGCUUGGUGACGUCAUGGAGCCGGGCAGGCAGGCCGUGCAGAGCCUCCUCACAGUAGCCAGUGAGAACCAGCUCAAACUCGACCGCCCCUUCUUCAAUACACUGAUCAGAAGGACCGCUAAUGCCGGCGACCUCCAGGGUGCAAAGGCCAUACUGGACCUGAUGUCUGUUAGGAAGGUAUCUCCAGACGUGCAGUCUUUCUGUAACGUGGCUUUGGCUUGCAACACAAAACACGAGGGACUACAGCUGCUCUCCGACAUGGAGUCUUGUCGUAUAGCACCGAAUGCACACGUAUACAGCGCUCUCAUCAGACAAGCAAGCAGACGUCUAGACUACGUCUACCUGAAAGAGAUUCUGGGAUCCAUGCAUGAGAAGCAGAUUGCCCCGAAUGAGGUCAUUCUCAGACAGCUGGAGUUUGCUGCUCAGUAUCCUCCUACCUACGACAAGUAUAAAUCAAAGAAUACCUAUUUGGAGAAGAUUGAUGGUUUCCGUGGAUACUACCAGGAGUGGCUACAGACAAUGCCAGGACAGGAGACCCCUCACCCUUGGGAGAAGUUCCAGACCCUGGAAACUGCAACAGAAGAAGACAUUGGCAAAAUAAAUAUCCAUAAUGAUAGUAUUGGUCGUACUUAGCCUCAGACUUGUGCCUUCUCAUUUGUCAAUACUGUCUGAUUGUAAAUUAUGUAAAUAUUUCAUAUUAGUGGUACUGAUAAUAAAACUCAUUUGAAACGAA
Messenger RNA from Clupea harengus (Atlantic herring), 2462 nucleotides. It is a transcript of the gene ptcd1, whose product is annotated as pentatricopeptide repeat domain 1. The record is from RefSeq and is a predicted model, not a curated record. Gene Ontology annotation, molecular function: protein binding; tRNA binding. Lineage: Eukaryota; Metazoa; Chordata; Actinopteri; Clupeiformes; Clupeidae. Gene Ontology annotation, biological process: tRNA 3'-end processing. Gene Ontology annotation, cellular component: mitochondrial matrix.